Messenger RNA from Amyelois transitella, 12783 nucleotides. RefSeq names its product peptidoglycan-recognition protein LD. The record is from RefSeq and is a predicted model, not a curated record. The transcript is spliced from 5 exons. NCBI's taxonomy places the organism in Eukaryota, Metazoa, Arthropoda, Insecta, Lepidoptera, Pyralidae. Bases 1413 to 2174 code for a protein of 253 amino acids. Gene Ontology annotation, biological process: peptidoglycan catabolic process. Gene Ontology annotation, molecular function: N-acetylmuramoyl-L-alanine amidase activity; zinc ion binding.
AACUCUGUCUAUAGGUAUUAUAAAUUCAUGUCUCAAAUUAUAAUGUACAAAAUCAAUACAUGUAAAUACCUAUUAUGAAUGUAUAUAUUUAACUACAUAGGGUACUUUUCAUGUGGACAGUGCCAUGAGAUUAUGCUCAAGCCUUUUAUUUAAUUAAAAAUUGUAUACAACUAUAGUUACCUAUGUAAAAUGAAGUAAAUAGUUAUCUAUGUAAAAGUAAGCUGAUAAGCUUAUUUCUGACAACUUCAAUUCCCUAUAUAAUUCAAGCACACUGCUACAACAAAGCAUGCUGUGCUCGGCAAGUGGUAAGGCUAAUAUUUAAGAGACUGUUAAAAUGUCAUGCACACUUAUAAUCAUAUUUUUGGUUACUGCCUGAAAUAAGCAUUAGUAAUUCAUCAUUACUGAGUCUAGUUAUUGAACCAACAUCAUAACCAACUUGCUCAUAUUUCCAUGGUGUUCCCCAUGUUUUGCAACAAUUCUUUAGUUAAUUGAUGAAUAAUUAAAGGAUACUAGUUUUUCCACCCACACAUAUGAAACCUAAAAAAGCAAUCAGUAUUUUGCAAAUUCCUUUAAAACUAUAGAUUUUACCAGGAUUAAAAGUAUUUGUCCUUAUCCAGGCUCAAAAUAAUAUAUAUGAAAAUUUCAAGGAUACUGGUUAAAAUGCAAAUUAAUAAACUUACUUUUGUAUUUAUAAUAGUAGGCAAUUAAAAGGAAGACAAAAGACAGGAAUGGAAAUGAUUAGAGGAGGCCCAUGCGGACUGGAAAACACGUUUUCAGAAAAACUGAUGACACAGGUUAUAAAUAAAGAUUUAUUUUUCAUUAAAUAAUUAUUUGACUAUAAAUAUCCGUAUACGGGAUAAGCUUGCCCUUUUAUAUUUAACUAGCUGUGCCCGCGACUUCGUCCGCAUGGAAUAGUUAUUUUGGGCAUCAUAUAAGCCCUGAAGGAUGAAUAAUUUUCACAUUUACCAUUACUUCUUUGCUCCUAAAAGUUGCAGCAUGAUGUUAUAUAGCCUAAAACCUUCCUUGAUAAUUGGCCUAUUCAACACAAAAAGAAUUUUUCAAUCAGAACCAAUAGUUCCUGAGAUUAGCACGUUCAAUCAAACAAACAAACUCUUCAUGAAUAUUAACCAUUAACUUAAAAAAAGCCUUUGAGCUUGUAUUCCAGUCAUCUAAUGAGUCAGUUAUUUAAUUUUCUAAAUCAAUCUUGUGUGUGAUAUUUGAUCUUGUGUAUAAGGUGUCAAGUUAUCAGAGCAGAGUUGUGUUUGUCCUGCAAACAUAGUGACAUUAACCACAUGUAUUAGACUAAGGUUCACUAGCAUUGUUGUGAUUACAGUUUAGUUGUGAUAUUGCUGGCAGCUUGUGUGUACCCGGGCAAUAACUAUGAGUAACCUUUAAAAUUUUUUACACAAAGCAUGGUGGAGUUAGAACUGAAAGGACUGAUGUAUCAUGAAUCCAGGCAGCCCUCCCAUCAUGUCGACGAGGCGGACGUUGCUGCAUCGGAGAACACGCCGCUGCUGCACCGUUUUCCACACCCUCAGCAUGAGAGGAACCCAAUGACUACAGCCGUUGUCAGCACUCUUCUCAUUAUUCUAAUUUCUGGCAUUAUUAUUGGCAUUUAUCUCCUUAUACUUCAAAGUCAAUCAGAAAACAUUCUCCCUCCCGUCGAGACGCCCCUCAAACUAGCAAGCCGAAACCAAUGGGACCCCGUGGAAGGGGGGGCCUCCUUGUUGCAACCUUUGAGUCACUUCAAGCCGUCUCUGGUUUUCCUAGUGCAAACGGACACUGAAAAGUGUUUUACUGCUAAAACUUGUGAGAAACUACUUCAAGAUAUGAAGAGCAACAUAACUGGGAAAAGCCAAUCCUUACCAUACAAUUUCUUGGUGUCUUCUGAUGGACAGACUUACGAGGCGCUUGGCUGGCGAUCUCCCACACCCCUGUUCCCAACAUCGCAAUCUGCUCUAGUCGUAGCUUUCAUCGGUAAUUUCACGGAGAGUCCACCGUCAGAUGCACAAAUUGCUGAAGGUAAAAUGUUUUUCGUAGAUUCAGUUAGUCGACAACAUCUGGACCCUAACUUCACUAUUGUUGGCAAGAAAACCAAAGACUUUCCAAAGUAUUUAUUUUUAAAUUUUAAAGAUAUGAUACAAUGGAACGACAAAUUAUCUGAUUCUGCAUAAUUUUUAUAUUUUAAUCGUAUGAAUUAUAAUUUAAAAGUACAUACUUGUGAUAUUCUUGAAUGUAUGGAAAUUAAGAUUGCUUUAUUGUUCAUAAAUUAUAUGUUAAUGGUGAAUUAGUCAACAUACCAUGUAAAACAGAGUCGUUGUGCAUGAUGACAGUUUUAUAUUGCAAGCUUAAUGAACGUUCUUACGAAAUGAUAUUCAGCUAAAUCCGAUAAAUUAUUUUUUUUACCAUUAGAUGACUUUUAUUUGUUCUUUUUUAUUUUUGUGAAAGCUUGCAACGUUGUAUCAUUGUGCAUUACAAAAGUGUCUGCUUAUCAAAAUAUGUUUUAAGGUGGUGUACGUAGUUAUAAUAAAUGUUAAUUACGAACGUGCUAAUUAGCCUACUCUUAUGCCCUUCUAUUAACUGUAAUUAAUUUACCUUUAGAAUGUCCAUUGACGAGGUACCAUGUACUUGUUAUUUGGAUGAAUGAUAUAAUCGUCAAAAUUUCUACUAAGUAGACUUUCUUGGAUAAGAAAAAUACAAUUACUGUAGUUUUGCUAUUAAAACAAUCAGUUUUUUAAAUUUACUUUAGUGACUACAUGUGAUAUUAUGUUGAAUGGUUCCGUCGUAUUUAUGCCUCUGCUGUGCAUAAUAAUAAGUCGCUCAUAAUCCUUUUUGAAAGAGAUUGACUUGCUAAAUUUUCACGGUACCGUGCCUGUUAAAGUCUAGUGGAUUGAAACAGCCAUAGUACCAUGAAAAAUUUCAAGUUGAUUAUACUGAUCAAAAAUAAAUAAUUACAGAAUCUGUCAUUCACUCAUAACAUAGUCCUCCAGCAAAGUUAUCUUUGGAAUACGCCGUUGCGGUAUUUUCAUUGGAUAUUUUAAUGUGAAAAAAGAAAUAUAAAGCUUUAAAAUAAUACAAAAACGGCUAUGCCUGGCACAAACGGAUGUACCUAACUAAAAGAAAUCCUUUAGAGAUAUAUUUGUGAAAGUUAUACAUAACAUAUGCACUUAUCAUUUACUAUAAUGUAUGUGUAUAAGAUACUUAGAUGUAAGACUUUCAGUCAUAUGCAAAUUAUAUUAUCUACACAGGUGUAGGUGUACCUUUUAUAAUUUAAGUAUACUCAUAUAUUUAUAUAUAUUCACAUCACCAAUUUUAAAUGAUAUGAAGAUAAAGUAGUAUGUAAGAUGAAAUGCAGCAUAGAGCUCUAUAUAUAAAUUUACGUGCAUUGCAUAAUCAUAGUUAUUACCAAAUCUGCUCAUUUGCACAUAGUAUUUAUGAAAAUAUAUAAUAUCUGAUAAUAAUCUGUAUAUCUGAUUCAAUUUAUGUAGAAUAUAUAUUAAGACAUAAUGUAAGUAGUCAAGUGUUAUGCUAUCUUAAUAUCUGAUUAAUUUCACGAAUCUUUAGAAAUGUAUAUAUACUUCAUAUAUUAAGAAGGGGUACAGGAAAAAAAAUGAUGUCAUAAUUUAAGGAAUAAUUAAAAAAUACCGUUCUCAGACCCUUUGUAAAUUUUCUUGCCAUAGGGUAUUUCUCCAAAUACGGCUAAUAAAUACCAGCCAUAUAAUUUACCAUCCAACUAAAAUAAGGCUAAGACUCUUGUUGUUAUCUGCCCUGCCUGGUUCUCAAUAAAGACUUGUGUCUGUAACAUUUAUAACAUUAACAGUUGUUGAUCCCUUGAGAGCGUCGGCUGUCGAAUCGGUAAGCUGCCCGGUUAAAAUGCGUGAUGCGCAGAAAGGCACAGGUUCAAAUCCCACCUCGGCCAUGUACCAAUUACUAUUUACAAAUUUUGUACAUUAGUUUGAAUACUAACCGAUGCUCUUAUGGCGAGGGAAAUCAUCGUGAGGAAACCUGCCAUUAAGACAACUGCACGUGUAACCAUGGAUCCAAUACGGGUUUGGUUUACCUGUCAACGUUGCGGAGGUCAGAUGGGAGUCCCUUCGUAUGAAAACCUGGCUCACCCAAUCCAGGAUCCGUGGUCAAAGGCAUAGGUACACCGCACUCCUCUCCAGAGAGAUGAGGAUGCAACCGGGACUAAAAUCCAGGGGGAAAAAGAUCGCCAGAUGUUGAUCCAUCAGCUUUGUCAAUCGUUUUGGAUUCUAGACACUUGGAAUACGAUAUUUUAUCCGAUCUAACAUCCACCGCUUUAAUUCAUGCUUACUAAAAAUAUUUUAGUCGAAAGCCGAAAAGCUAGUAAUUGUGAUGUAAUUAUUAAUAUUCAAAUAAUAUACAUUAAAAAAUUUACUCCAGUUUUAAUGUUUACUAUUUAGUUUUUCACUUACCUCUACUAAUUAAGUAAUCAAACAUUGCAAUUUGUGAAUUUUAUCUAUUUUAAGCAUUUUUCUUGCGAAGUAAAAUAAAUUUAAUUUACAUAUUAUUUAGUAUAAUUUCAAAGAUAAACUGGUGGCAGAUUUUAUCGAGAGUCAUGUUUUAUGUAUGGAUUCUAGUCGUGCGGUUUUCGAGAGUCACUCUAAAUCCAUUUGCGUACAUCGUAAAUAGCGAAAAAUAAUGAAUAAAUGUAAGCUAUAUAAACUUUAUAAUUAUAAAUGUUACAAUAAAUAAGUAAAACUAAUCGCAGGCUUGAGUCAGCUAAAGUUUGGGUUGCGAAGGUCAGACGACAUUCGACUAUGUAAAGCUUGACCAGAAAUAAAACUUAUCUAUCACAAGGGCGCUAGUGCUGUGUUUGCUAUAGCAACACCAAAUUUUUGUGUCAUAUUGAGUUAAGAAUAGCAUAAGGUGAUUUCAGAACACAAAAAGGUGACUCGACAUUGAUUUGGCAAUAGUAAACAAUUGUCAAAUAUACGACGACCUGUAUGCAGAGGUAUAGUAAUAAAAGGAGCUUUAAACAAGACUGACUACCUAAUAUCGUUCAGUAAUGCUUACUUUUUUGAGUAAUUAUUGCCAGCUGAAUUUUUAAAGCCGCAAUAUGGUAAACUAUAUUUCUGAUCAAGCUUUAAAAUCCAGUAACUUCGGUAAAUUAUCAACGUUAAGAAGAGGACGCCGGUCUCUGAACCCACAACGUUAAGGGUGCAAAAAUCAUUUAAUUUAUAUUUAAGUGCUUAGAAUAAUCAACAUAACUCACAUAAUUAGCAGUAGCGAAAUAACUGCGACGAUAUUCCAAUAGCUAUAAAUAUUUAUUUCCAAUUAACAUAUUAUUAUAAAGUAAUAAUGAAUUUUUUCUAACAUGAACUUAGUUUAUAGAAUUUAAAUUUCUUGGCUGUAUUUUAAAAUAACUUAAUGAGUUGGUUGUAUUAAACUGUCACUGCUUCUAUUUACAAUUGACUAAAAACUAUUGAACGGAUUUUCAAUGAGAAUCCAGAAAAGUGCAGUGAAUCAGGAAACAUGUAUUUUAACAAAAUUUUGUACAUGCAUAGGCUGCAUGUGAAAGAGAGUGAACCAUGUAGUAUUGUUAAAAAAAAUAUUGAUUUAAUUAUUCAAAAGUUUACAGAUAUCUCUAUCUAUUAUAAUUUAAUGAUUUUACCAAAUAUUGGUACACACUACACCAAGUUAUGUGAUAGUUUUCUUAGUUUUAUUUCAGUAUUGCCAGAAUAAGAAUUCUUUUAUUUUUUUAUGUUGUGGCACCACUGUUAUUCGAUGUUGCCGUAACAUUAAUUAAAAAAGGUAGUGUGUCUGAGUACAAAUAAUUUAUUGAUCAAUCAACUACUCGCGUUUACAUGCAUGCAGCAUGCAUGCGUUUCACUUGAAGCUUUUCCGUUCAUUUAACCUAGUUUACUAGUUACCUAAUAUUUUGCUUUUAAAGCAAAAAAAAAAACAACUUGCAUUAUAUCAGAAUAUGGUAAGUUAUCAAUGAUAGUCUUAGCGUAUAUGGCUGUUUAAUAGUAACACAAUUUAUUAGUUAAUAAGAAUAGACUAAGAAACUUCCAUAUAUUGGAAGUUAGGCGCAGCAUAGCAAUAAUUAACAUAAAUCGUGUCAAUCUAGGAGUGAACGGGCUCUUGAGCAAUUCAAAUGGUCGAAAAUUCCUAUUUCACUUAUUAAAAAAUAAUUAUUUUUCUUUACAUCUAUACCCUUGUGGUAAUAUCUGAAAUUAGUGUUAAACAAAAUAAAUUUUCUAUCUACGAUAUUAUAUAUCUAACUAUUUCGUUCAAGUUCGUCUGUUUAAGUAUUUUUUUAAUCCUGUUCCUUUUAUAUUCGAUUUGAAUUAUUUUGAGGGAAGGUGGCAUUUCUGUUCAUUUGAAUUGAUUUCUUCAGUCUUGUGCCGGAUUGACCGUCGCCAUUGUUAGUCAAGUAUAUUUAAUAAAUAAACUGACAUAUAAUAUGUUACUAAGAUAACUAGAUAGGCGACCUUCAUAUAGUCACAUUUACAUUCAAGGUUACAUAAUGCGUUUGAAUUUGUUUUUCAUAGCAUCUUAAAUACGAAUAUUAUUUUUUUACAUUUUAGUCGCAGUAAAAUUAUUAAUAAUGUAAUUUUAUGAAAUACUCGCGUUGUGAUCAAUAUGGAAAAGUAUUUAUUUGAAGGACAAAAGCUCAAAUGUAGUUAAAUUCAUAAAAAAAAGUAAGUUGCUCUUCACACUUGACACUUUGAACAGAUUUCGAUGAAACUUGGCAUGAAUAUUACUUAAACCUACGAAAAAGGCAUAAACUGGUUUUUCGAUCAUUGUAAGGGAACUGGAAAAAAGAAAAAAAUUAAGAUUAACUUCAGGCAAUUCACUUCAGGUUUGUGACAAAAUCACUAAUGUCAUAAGCGAUCAGCCAAUUACAGCAAAAAAAGUGACGCCAUCAGCAAAGAGUAGCGAAAAGUCUAAGUGGCCCAAGCAAAUAUUUCACGGAGUGGAGCAUAAAUACAACCUCCGACUCAACAACGUCGGUACCGCGGUUCUCCAGACAUGUCAAAAUGAAGAAUGUCCCUUUCGUGGCGGUCGAGCCCGUAUUAUCGCUCCCAAUAUACAAGUUGUAAAUAAAAAGAUCUUGCGCGACCGCUGAGUAACCGGAAUCGUUCAUGUGACUUAUUGUAGGUCUUAUUAAAUUAAGUAAAUGACCUCAAAUUAGAAAAAAAAAUGAAUAUAAAAAUUCUGUGAGGUUUGGUAACCGUAAUUAAUAUAAAAUUGUAUGUUCCGCCUUAAUAGUACUGGCUUAUUUCAAAAAUAGAUAUUUUUUUGUUUGAUAAAUCAGUACCUACAAUCUUAAAAUAAUACAAUUGAGAGUUUAUUCACUUAACUCGAAUUAAAAUCUACAUCAAAAAUUGUUUUUCUGAAAACUCGCACUGAAUUUUUUUCAAUUCAACCAAAUUAUAAACAUGAUAAGAUCAGGAUUAUUUAUUUAAUGUUUUCGAUCAUUAUAUAAAUUUAAAUGUAUUGUUAACGUACUGUUUUAAUACACUGUUAACUGAUAGUAAAAAGACCUAUAACAAUCGUGUGGCUCAAAUUUGCGAAAUUUUAUCAAAACUAAUAUAGGUACUUAACCCUUUUUUUAAUCUGAUAGUACAUCGGUUUACUCAACUUUAAAGUAUUACGCCACCAGUAUUCUAUUAAGGCAUUUAUUAGCUGUAAAUAUAUUUAUAAUUUUUACAUAAUAUAACUUACACCUUGGUCGAUCUACGAACGUCAUGUUGGAAAGCUUGUGUGAAACAUUUAACGGUUUCCCUCGGUUGAAAAAAGAUAUAAAAUUCACUUCACGUUCGGUUUUUUGUCGCUCGCUCGAUUAUUGACACGUGCCUCCGCGGCGACCUAGCUGUCAUUUUCUUUGAAUUUGCUAAAAGGUUUAUGAAAAAUAUGCAAAAAAAAUUUCCAAUAAAAUAAUUCAUCAUUAAGCCAUACAGCUGAGUGGCCUUUCAGUCUUUUCAACUGUUGGCUCCGUCUGCUCCGCAAGGGAUAUAGGCGUGGUUAUAUGUUUGUAGGUAAAAAUUCUUCAUAACUUUUUCUAAUCUAAUUGCUUAUGUUUUAGAUCUUGACACUCAAGUACUACGGAUCUGACAGGGGUUUUGUUUUAAUAUGUUUAUAAUAAAACAUUCAUAAUAUAAGCUUAAUUUUAAGACUUUAAAAUGAGUUGCUUCUAUUUAUCAUUAUCACUAGAUGUUAUCUGACUGUUGGCAAUUAACUAAAAAACUUUUGAACGGAUUUAUAUGACUUAUUUUCAUGGGUUUACAAUCCCGGCCAGUUCCUAGUGCCUGUUAUUAAUAUUCAUUGGCCAAUACCUGAAUUUGAAACAAACAGAUAGAAUAUAAUUAUUUUAUUAUUUCACCACAUUUUGAUGUUUGUAAUGAUGAACAUUAUCGUUCUUUGUUUAAAUAAACCCAACCCUCGUCGACAUUACAUCGUAUUAUAUAAUAAAAUGAUAUAUAUGACCCAAAUAAGAUUAAUAGGUACAUGUAAUUUUUCAUGAAUGAUCUGAAUCUGGUCAACGUCAUGAAUUUACCAAGGAACUUGUCUAUUUUAAGAAAAUAAUUUAUGAUUACAGACAUCAGAGUAACUUUAAGAAAAUAAAAUAUUAGUAUUCAACACAUUAAGGUCGUAAAACAAUAUAAAUUCGUUAAUAACGUAAUAGAAUAACAUAAACGUGACUUUUACUUUCAAUCGGACGCCAUGUUUUAUAUCUAUUCAAAAUUAAGAUUUUAAAAAUACAAUAAAUAUUAUUUAAAAAAUCUAAUCUGUGAAUAAAAAUAAAUAAGAACUACUUUUAUUAAGAAAUCAUAUCCAUGAACUCAAUUUAAGGUAGCUGCCAAACCUAAAGUUCAUGAUGCAAACAGAAUACUCACGUCAUGCUUAAGCAGCGUUUUGGUUUCGCCCAAAUAAUGUGUAAUAUAUGUUAUAUAUGUCAAUAAUCAACAAAACUACCUGAGACAUAACCUCAGGUAGUUUUUGUUGAUUGUUGACAGGUUGGUUUCCCUUAUAACUGCAGCAUUUUUUUAUUAUAAGUUGAAUAUUUAUAACUUGUUCUUUCGAAAAAUCUAUAAGUGAUGCGGCGCACGCAGCUUUCUCUGGAACACUGCUGACACUACUUUUUUAAACAUUGAUAAAUGCAUUAUCUUCCUGCGAGAUGCCGGGAAUUUCUUUUUCAUUGCUUGAAAUCUCUAUGCCCAGCGGUUGUGCGUGUGCGUCAAUCAAAAAGCAUUGUAUUAUGAAAUUCAUAAUUUCAAGAAAAUGUUAGGUAUCAUAGAGAAAGAUUUGUAUAUGUAGAGAUAAUAGAUCUUAGCACAUGACAUCAGAUAUGGUAGAUAUUUUUAGCUGUAGUUCAUGUGGUAAAACCACUAGAUAUUCAAAGUAAUAACAUAUAAUAUUAGUAGGUAUGUUAGAGUAGACUAAGAAACUUCCAUUCAGUGGAAGUUAGGCGCAGCAUAGCAAUAAUUAACAUAAGUCAAUCCAGGAGUAAAUGAACUUUUGAGCAGUUCAAAUGGAUGAACAUUUCCAUUUUAUCAACAUUAUAUCGAUUUUAUAUUAUUAAAUAGAACAAAAACCUUCUCGAAUCAAUCUUGUAUUCAAUGCUAAUUUUUAUAACACAAUCCCACUAUAUAAAAAGACAUAUGUUGAAGGUUUCUUUUUUACUUUUAUUAUAUUUGUUACUGAAUUCCCUUGAUUUCUAACUGUUCUGGGAAUUAUUGUAUAUGAAAAUAUAUUAAACUGAUGUAUAGAGGCUAUUCGUAAAAUAUCUCAUUUACUAAGCUAUGAAGUUAGUGUUUAUAAGUUUUAGUUCUUUAUUUUUUUAAUUCUAGCCGAUCCGAUUCUGUGGGAUUAUAUGCGGUGAAGUGAUCAUUCAUCUGAAUUGUAUUUCUUCAGUCUAGUGCCGGAUUGACCGUCGCCAUUGUUAGUACUCAUCAAAUAUGUAAUCAACUAAUAUAAUUCAAUGGAUUAUUAGAAAGUAAGAUAUGUUUAAUAAGAAAAAUUGGGUAACAUACUUAUAGUAUCGUUUUGGAUGUUAUCACAUUCGCAUAGAUUAUAAGAUGUGUUUGUACUUUUCAUUUCAUUAAAAUAUUGUGAAUGAUUACUUGCCAGAAUAUAUAAGGGAAGUAUAGUUAUUGUACGUACAUAAUGUCAACGAAAUUGGUUAUGACCGGUAACUUUUUUUUUUCUUUAUUGACUCUAAUUUUUGAUAAAUCUAUGAUCAAUUCCAAGCGUACCUAGCCAUUUUGUUAGUUCUGCUCAUGGGCCAAGUAGGAACGACCUGAGAAACAUCAAUCAAAAAUACGCAUAGCCUAGCUAGCAAUAAGAAGCGGAAUAUGAAUAAUUCCAUAUUUUAUCAAACAGACAAAAUGUUUAUUUAAGUACUUACUUAUAGGACAAAAAUGCAAAAACUAUUUAUUUGGAUUAAAAAUUUGAUGAAAAAAAUGCAUGUCUAAUAUCUUUAAUAUUAUAUAUUAAUAAAAUAAUAUAUUAAAUGUAAUAUAUUAAUUUAUUCGGCAAAAUGAAACGUUCAAUACAUACGUUAUUAUAUUUAGCACCGUAAUUUCAGACACACCAAUGUCACCGUGUUUUUUAAAAUUUGUAAAACCUUAACAAUAUUCAUAAAUAUUUUCACUUUCAAAAAUAUAUUAUGAAUAUAAAAAUAUAGGAAAUUGUGAUUAUCUCUAAGUAUGAUUACCGACAAUUUCUCGCUUUGUUAAUUGAAUUUUGUCCCUAAUGUAUCUGUUUUUUUAUUAGUCACCAUAAAUCUAGACUUUCUACAAACCUCCAAAGUUUUCUUGAUUUAUCAGUACUUACAAUAUUUUAUAGCAAAUUUAAUAACCAACGAUUAAUGCUCAAAAUUUUUUGGUCUGUGAUAAAGCAACAUAAGUAAUAUUCCUUUUUUUGAAGUGCAAAUGAAUAUGCAAUACGCAAUGAUUCCCAUUUCGAGUAAUUAUAGUGCAUAAAUGUGUAAAUUUUGCUACUUUUUAUGACAUAAGAUGUCAUUCGUACUAUAAUUACACUAUUAAUAUUAUAAGGAGAUAUAGGUAUUUCUAUUUUUGUAGGUUUGUUACGAUAAAGCUCAAAACUACUGGACUGAUUUCUAUGAAACUAGGUACAGAAAUGGACUUAAACUCCAGGACAUUUUUACGCCCAGACACUGAGUGUAAACUUAAAAAAGUAGUCUAAACUAACUAAAAAAGUACUCGUUUGCUACGGUAUUUCUGGAAAUUGGGAGCCUACUGCAUAAGUCUUGUUAGGUAUAUUAUAUCCUUUAGGUAUACUAUAUCACUAAAAUUAAAUUGAAAAAGAAACGAAAAUCCUAUCAACUACUGAUAUAUGGUUUUCAUGGGGUUCGUCUAUAAAAAGGGUGUAUUGUACUCGUAUUAUCAUACCCUAUCUAUGUAUUUUAGCCGAUAUUCUGCCCUUUUGUAUGUUAUAUUAGCAGUUUACAUGAAAUGGUGAAAAUGUUUGCUUUGUCUUCUCCUUUUGUAAAUAAUUUUCAUGAUACUGAGUGUAAGAAUAAAAUAAUAUAAACAAUGUGUAAAAUAUAUUGAUUCUAUAAAAGCGCUUUCUUUCACAGUAUCAAUAUAUAUUACAUUGUAAGAUUUUAUUUAUUUAAAGACUGUAAUUUUUUAUAUUUUAUUUUGCUUGGAUAAGAGUGCAUUCCAAGUGUCUUAAUAUGAAACUAGUAGAUUGCAUAUUAUGUAAACGUUCUAUUGUACCUCGUGUAAUGUAUUUGUGUAGGUACUUGUGGUCUGUUUGCUGAACAACUUUCUUAUAUUUGUCGAUUAUAUGUGCUCUGGUUGGCAUAUACAUACUCAUUUGAUUGCAUCAUAAAUCAUAAUACAUAUUUAAGGAUCAGAUUAAGUCCUCUUUUGAGCAGUUAUCAGUACCGAAAUCGGUUUGCUGAUAUUAACUGGUAUAAUAAAUGCUUUUCUAUCUACCAAUUUUGGUUAUGCUUUGACGGAUAGCUACUGUCUACAGAUUACCGGGAAUUCACUUCCGUACAGUGACGUAUGUAAGAUGAGCAGACUGGAUAAAUUACAUGCUUACAUACAAACUGUUGAACAGGUGAUUUAUUCAAGCCUAAUAGAAAACCAUGGCUUUGUUUACUUUUCAGCACUAUUUUUAUAUGAUUUAAAACCCUUCUGUUCUCUUGCAAAUAAUUUAGACUGUGAUUCAUAGGUUAGUGACCUGCAACUGAAAUGCAAUUGAGUUUAUAUUCACAGCUUAUGGUAUGCUUGUUGUUUUUCAAAUAAUAUAAGAUAUUCUUUAUUCGUGUCAAUUUGCGUAAAUAUAAUCACCAUUUAGUAAGUUUCAAUAUCCACCAAAGAAGAUUGAAGAUUUGUUUUUAUAAUCUGCUAUGUUUUGUUUAGAUAAUCUGCUAUGUAAUUACAUAUUUAAAUGUUCCUGUUCCAAAGUGCAGUUCUGCUGUUCUAUUUUUUUGUACCGAUUUAAAUACCGAUAUAUUUUGUCUUCCUAAAAAUAUUUUAUUCUUUGGUUAUAGGUAUUGUCUGUAUGACCCACUAAAAUGUUAAUUUAUUUAAGAUUAAACAUUGUGGUGGGUGUUGGAAUUCUGAUCUUUGUAUAUUUAAUUUAGAUGUUUUGUGAUAUUAUAACAUAUUAUUUGUUAAUGUAGGUAUCUUUGUAUUUGUAAAUUAGUCACAUAGUACACGUAGCACAUAAGAUAAUUUGUCAACUGUAACAUUAACCUUUUUAACAUAUUUUAUGAAGACCCCAUUUGAUGUACAUUUUGGUAAUAAAUAACUACAAUAUUUACGUGGUAAAUAA